Molecule: messenger RNA, 550 nt
Organism: Selaginella moellendorffii
Lineage: Eukaryota; Viridiplantae; Streptophyta; Lycopodiopsida; Selaginellales; Selaginellaceae
Exons: 5
Coding region: 34-522 (162 amino acids)
Source: RefSeq, a predicted model, not a curated record
UCUGCUUGGAGGAUUGUGCCCUAUUCCUUUGCGAUGGAACGCCAAGAAGUGAUAGAUGCGCUGAGGAGAACCCGUGAUGACUUUGACCUAGAUGAUGGUGUAGAGGAUGUUCUUGAUGUUCAUCCAUGUCAGAUGAGUGGAGUAUUGGGUCGCUAUGUCUACCCCAUUACAUACAAAAGUGUUUGUCCGAGAUAUUUGGAUGGCUACUUGGUAAAGUUGGAGCGCUCUGAGUAUGUCCCUCCCACUGAAAAGGGUUUAUUUAUGGUCAGGCAUAUAUGGGAAGGGCAGGAACAAGUAAUCCAGAAGUAUGUGGUCCGGAGCGCAGAUGAAAUUGUAGAGAGGAGGACAAUAUUCACCAAUCUAGAGCCGGAGGUAUUGUCCAUGAUCAAUUGGGAGAAGUUUGAAAAUGCCAUCAAGAGUUCCAAGAUCUCAGACAAGGAAAAAGCUAUCAAAGAGAAACAGGUCUUACAGCUUUUAGAACAGAGACCGGAAGCGUUUGAUGAAAUUGUUGAGUUUGAUUAAAUUGCUUGUACUGGCACAUAGCAUUGAU